GGGUUUGUAAUACGUAAUACAUAAAAUACAUUCUCUAUAUUUCUAAAUUUCUCCAUCGCGUAUCGGGUACAAAAUCCCCAAUUCACCUUCUCUAGGAUUCAAAUCCCUAAAACACGAUCUUCAUCUUCAGAAGAGGUUCAAAUCGAAUCUGAGAAGCCAUGGACAAAAGCAGCAGCAUCAACUCCACGGCCUCUACCGCCUCCAAUCUCAGCACGGCUUCCCUUGAGAAGCUAGAUCAGGCGGCGAGCUGGUUCGGCGCCACCGUCAUCUCCGCGUUCUUCGCCUCCCUCGAGCGCUGCUCCUGCGUGAACCUAUCUACCUUCGAUGAUGAUGACGACGAAGACGACAACGAGGAAUCCAACAGCCGUCCCCUUGCUCUCUCCGCCGCUCCUCAACCAGACGACAUCGUUUAGAUUCUCCGGUAAUCCCUCGGUUUUUAGGAAUUUAAUCAACGAUGUAAGACGUUCAGAAACUUUUGAUUGUAUAUGGCGGAUUUGAUAUCUAAUUUUUUUCCUUUUUCUCCGAAUGUUUAUGUGUAAACUGAUUAUGCUUGCCUCUGAACGGAUAUGGUUGGUCUUCGUUCAUGAUUUGUGAAGGUUUAUAUAUUUUAUAUAUGCUUGGUUUUGGAUU
Molecule: messenger RNA, 630 nt
Organism: Brassica napus (rape)
Lineage: Eukaryota; Viridiplantae; Streptophyta; Magnoliopsida; Brassicales; Brassicaceae
Exons: 1
Coding region: 159-413 (84 amino acids)
Source: RefSeq, a predicted model, not a curated record